Molecule: messenger RNA, 213 nt
Organism: Clunio marinus
Lineage: Eukaryota; Metazoa; Arthropoda; Insecta; Diptera; Chironomidae
Source: the annotation of a GenBank genome assembly
AUGAAAUGUUCAAGCAGACUCUUCACAUUCUUCUCAAAAAGUUGUUUAAACGCGAAAGGCAACUUCACCGUCAUUGCAAAACAUUUUCUCCUGAAUCAUCAGAAUUAUUAUCAAGUGGAAUUGUUACCUAGAGAAGAGGUGCUUACAUUUACAGAGAAAGGAAUCCGUGUUAAUGAACCUUACUGGGCUCCUCCUUCUCAUAAGCAAAACUGA